Anguilla anguilla (European eel) is the source of this 2901-nucleotide messenger RNA. RefSeq names its product transmembrane protein 119-like. Gene Ontology annotation, biological process: positive regulation of osteoblast differentiation; ossification; positive regulation of bone mineralization. Bases 357 to 1592 code for a protein of 411 amino acids. Gene Ontology annotation, cellular component: plasma membrane. NCBI's taxonomy places the organism in Eukaryota, Metazoa, Chordata, Actinopteri, Anguilliformes, Anguillidae. The transcript has 2 exons. The record is from RefSeq and is a predicted model, not a curated record.
CCUCCCCCCCACACACCAUUAAACUACGACCUAAUGAGAACAAUCUGUGGAUAAAUAGUGAGAGAGAGAGAGAGAGGGUGAUAGAAACAAAAAGUGAGAGAAGGGGGUGAAGGAAAGUGGAGAAAGAGAAGUAGGCAAAAUAUCCAGCGGGUAAUGAACUUAUCCCGGGGAUUCAUGCAUUUAUAUAUUUAUUUAUUUUAGUGGCCGGCAAAGCUUUCAAACAGCCAGCAGCUGUAUGACGUUUCGCAAGGGGAGAACAGAGCUUUCGGAAACUUCCUUUCUUCUCCUCGUCUUCCUCGCUCCUGGCUGUGGGGAGACUUCUCUCUUUGUGAAUCCGCAGGUCACCUGGACGCACCAUGAUGUUCUCCUGGGUUGUCUGCCUGGCCUGGGCAUCAGUGCUCUCACUGCAGGUCUGCUGGUGUGAGGCCACGCCCCUUCCCGUCUACAUAGCCACAGAGAGCAGUGGAGACCAGGACCUGGACACAUCAGUAGCCACGCCCUCCACUGCUCCCAUCUACGUCCACAUGACCCCGCUCCACACCACCCACGGGGUUCUGACCCACAUCCCCGCCCACCCAUCAGACAGCACAGGUGUGGAGCACUUCCUGCUGGGGCAGGUGCGGGGCUUCCUGCGCGAGAACCUGGUCAUGGUGCUGCUGGUCUCCUCUCUGCUGACCGCCGGCGUUUUCCUGGUCUGCUGCGCUUCCGCCGUCAGACGCCAGCGCAAGUUUGCGGCCUACUACCCGUCCUCCUUCCCCGCCACGUGCUACGUGGACCAGCGCGAUAAGGCAGGGGGAGAGCCUGCGUUCCGCCACGUGCCCAACAGGCCCCCCGACGCGCCAGCCGCAGAACCCCGUGACGCUGCCCACCAGCUUCAGCAGGACAUCCUGAGUGCGGCCCGGAAACUGCGCCAAACUCCCACAAAAAACCCCGCGAGAGGGCAGGGCGGCAAGAGCGACAAACACAGCCCCCCUGAGGUACGACGAAGGCAACUGGACACCCCUCAAACAGAAGAAACCUCCACAGAGAAGGGGCAGGAAGUGACACCCACAGAGAAGGGGCAGGAAGUGACCCCCACAGAGAAGGGGCAAGAAGUGACACCUACAGAGAAGGAGCAGGAAGUGACACCCACAGAGAAGGGGCAGGAAGUGACACCUACAGAGAAGGGGCAGGAAGUGACACCCACAGAGAAGGGGCAGGAAGUGACACCCACAGAGAAGGGGCAGGAAGUGACACCCACAGAGAUGGGACAGGAAGUGACCCCCACAGAGAAGGGGCAGGAAGUGACCCCCCCAGAGACAGAACAGGAAGUGACUCCCGCAGAGACAGAACAGGAAGUGAUACCUGCAGAGACAGGACAGGAAAUGGCCCCCACAGAGAUGGAACAGGAAUUGACCCCCACAGAGACAAGUCAGGAAGUGAAGGAAACUGUGCUGGAAGCAGACCUCUCUCAGAGUGCAGUGUCAGAGUGGGGGUCUGGCACAAACAAGGACCCAGGGGCCCAACAGGAAAUUGGGUCAUCAACAGCUGAAACUCAGGAAGUAGCCGCUUCAUCUGUGAAGCUGAUCAGUGGGGAGACGACAGCAUUUUAACAAGGGCCACCAAACUGCCAAAAUUUCACCCUCAAAACAGAGAGGGCAGGGCUGUUUCUCUGUCUACUUCCUGACCACAUGACUAUGCUUCUCUUCCAUCGUUCAGUAUGUGUAAAUUGAGAGUUCCACUGAAGGUGUGACCUGUUAGAUUAUGAUUGCCUUACCAGUUAAUGUGACUCUUUACCCUGACGGUCUUCAGAAUGUUAUAUCUCAUAUGACGAUGGAGUAUCUUAGAACCCUGGAGAACAUUACAUUACAUUACAGGCAUUUGGUGGACGCUCUUAUCCAGAGCGACGUACAACAAAGUGUAUACCCAUAACCAGGAACAAGUGUGUCGAAAACCCUAGAGAGAAGUACCGUUCCAAGUGCAGGGAACAACCACAUAGUUUAACUUGGAGAAAAACAAUAAUCAGCAGACAAUGUCAAUUUUAGCUUGUUUAAAUAAAACUCACAUUAAUCCUGUGAUAUAGGAUUUUAUGGUACUGCCAAACACUGGGGCAUCCUGUUCAUAGACUGAAGUGCUUUGCUGCGACUCUCCCUCAUUGUCAUCUCCACAUGCUGAUCCUAGAUCUGUAUCACCUUCUUCCUCCUUGCUAAAACUGACCAUGUCCACUGAUCCUGGAUCAGCUGACUGGGGAAUCCUAUUAGAGAGACUUCUGUGCACUUGGUACUUAUUAGCUGAUGCAUACGACUGUCCAGAGUUUCCUGUUGACCAGGAUCGGUUUUGUAUGUUUUUCACAUAAAUAAUAUGAUAAAUCCCCCUCCCUUCCAGAUCACAGUAGGAAAUGAACUGCUCUGGUCUUGUGUGGCCAGUGGGUGUAUAUUUUCUGUUCUCUUCCCAUCCCCAUUGAAGCUACAGGUAUCUGACCCCUGACUGCCACCCGUUCCAUUAUUGGCCUAGGUAUUUUCUGUUCUUCUUGAUUGGCUGAUGUGUUUCAAGUACUUGCAGCCUAUCACAGACCAGCAGCCAGUAUGAAGACCCACUUCCACCUCAGCUCAGGGCCAUUUGGUCAUCGUUGCCACGGUCCAUGGAUAUGUGUAAUGUGAGUUGCCAAGGUUAUUGUUUGGCAUUUUUUUAGGGGUGGGGUACCAUUUUGUUUCAUAUUACGUUUUCACCUGUUUAUGCUAGUUUAAGGGGUUAGGUUUAGAUCAUGUACUUUUUAAUUUGUGGCAGAUCAGUUAGCUUGGUUUUAUUUGAAAAUAGUUCUGGUUUGUUUGUUGUAUUGGCCUAGGUCAAUCACUCUGAAGUCUGUUGUGUUUUAAUUUUUAAGCACCCUUCUGUAAAUAAAACUCUCUUGUGCACUGCAAA